AUGGGACCACAGAAUCUAACACGUGUCUCUGAAUUCCUACUCCUGGGCCUUUCAGAAGAUCCAGAGCUGCAGCCCCUCCUCUUUGGAAUGUUCCUGUCUAUGUACAUGGUCACAGUGCUUGGAAAUUUGCUCAUCAUUUUCACCGUCAGUUCUGACCCCCAACUCCACAACCCUAUGUAUUUCUUUAUCUCAAUCUUAUCCAUAGCUGACAUUGGUUUGAUUUCAGACACAAUCCCAAAGAUGCUUAUAAAUUUAUACACACACCAUCGCAUUAUCACCUAUGCUGAUUGUCUGAUUCAGUUGUGUUUCUUAAUUUUUUUUGGAAGUAUGGACAACCUACUUUUGAUGGUGAUGGCCUAUGAUAGAUUUGUGGCCAUCUGUCACCCACUUCACUAUCCCAUUAUUAUGAACCCCUACUUUUGUGGCUUGCUGGUUUGGGUGUCUAUUUUUCUCAGUGUUUUGGAAUCCCAACUGCACUACUUGAUGAUGUCACUACUUACCUUCUGUACCGAAAUGGAAAUUCCUCAUUUCUUCUGUGACCCUUCUCAACUCCUCAACCUUGCCUGCUCAAAGACAACCACUAAAAACAUAUUAGUGUAUUUUAUCGCUGCUAUAUUUGGUGGUGUUCCAAUUUCAGGUAUCCUAUUCUCUUAUACCCGAAUUAUUUCCUCCAUUCUGAAAAUCCCUUCGUCAAGUGGAAAGCAUAAAGCCUUUUCCACCUGUGUAUCUCAUUUUUCAGUAGUUUCCUUAUUUUAUGGAACAGGUAUUGGAGUGUACCUGAGUUCAGUUGUUUCACCCUCUCUCAAGAGUGGUGCAGCAGUCUCAGUGAUGUACUCCGUGGUCACCCCCAUGCUGAAUCCCUUCAUCUACAGCCUGAGAAACAAGGAUAUCAAAAGGGCCAUGCAGAGGCUCAUCAAGAGACCAGCAUAA
Messenger RNA from Chrysochloris asiatica (Cape golden mole), 930 nucleotides. Its product is annotated as olfactory receptor 18-like. Gene Ontology annotation, molecular function: G protein-coupled receptor activity; olfactory receptor activity. Lineage: Eukaryota; Metazoa; Chordata; Mammalia; Afrosoricida; Chrysochloridae. Gene Ontology annotation, cellular component: membrane. The record is from RefSeq and is a predicted model, not a curated record. The transcript has a single exon. Bases 1 to 930 code for a protein of 309 amino acids. Gene Ontology annotation, biological process: G protein-coupled receptor signaling pathway.